AUGGGUAAGGGCAAUAAGCGUUCUUUGGGAAAUGGUUUUGCUGAAAAUGAAAAGAAGAAGGUAAAGUACAAUAAGAAACAGAAAUUGCCGUCUCCUCCGUCAGAGGUUACAGAAUCAGAGAGUGAAGAGUUGAUGAAAAAUGAAGAUGUCUCAUCUGUGAGUGAAAGUGAGCUGGAGGAAGAAGAAGAAGAAGAAGAGGAGGAGGAGGAGGAGGAGGAGGAGGAGGAGGAGGAAGAAGAAGAAGAAGAAGAUGGUGACGAGGAAGAAGAGGAUGAGUUGGAUGAACUAGAUGAAGCUGACCUCCUGGAGGAAAGCCCCCAAACUUCUUCAUCAGACCCCAAUAAGAAAACUUCCAAAGAACAACAUAUUGAGCAAAGAAAAAUUCUUGGAGAGAGAAAGUUGCAAAGAAAAUCAGGAGUACAAGUGCAAGAGAUAAAGAAAUUAUGGGAAAAAUUGAGGGUCACUAAACCAACACCAAGCAAGCAGCAGCGUGAUAAAUUAUGUGACGAAAUUUGGAAUUUGUCACAAGAUGUGAUAAAUGACUUGGUAUUGAAACAUGAUGCGUCAAGAGUAGUUCAAACUUUGAUUAAAUAUUCUUCAAAAGAAAGGAGAGACAAAAUUGUAAGUGCGUUAAAGGGCUCAUUUUACCAAUUGGCAACUUCGGCAUAUGGUAAGUAUCUUCUUAUUAAGAUUUUACACUAUGGGUCAAAGGAAUCAAGAGCAAUGGUUAUAAACGAAUUGCAUGGAAAAAUACGUAAAUUGAUGAGACACAGGGAAGGUGCUUAUGUGGUGGAAGAUUUGUUCGUGUUAUAUUCUACAGCCGAACAGAAACAGCAAAUGAUUAGAGAAUUUUGGGGUAGCGAAUAUGCUGUAUUCAAAGAGUCAGGUAAGGGCAAAACAGUACUCGAGGUGGUAAAGGAAUCGUCCGAGAAAAAACAGUUGAUUAUGCAAAACUUGUUUGGUACAAUUAAGGCCUCUGUCGAGAAGGGAUCUACUGGCUUUCAAAUCUUGCACGCAGCAAUGAAAGAGUACGUUACCAUUUUGGCAGAUAAUAUCGAGGCAAACGAUUCUGCUAUUAGAGACUUUAUUGAUCUUUUGAGUGAACAAUUUGCUGAACUAGUACACACACAAGAAGGUUCAGAAGUUGCAUCUAGUUUACUUGCAUUGGCAACGGCAAAAGAAAGAAAGACCUUAAUAAAAAGCUUGAAGCCUCAUCAAACUGAAUUGAUCAAAAAUGAGUUUGGAAACUUGGUGCUAACUGUUUUAUUCAUGGUUGUGGAUGAUACCGUUUUAACAUAUAAAUCGUUUGGGAAUGAAAUGUUUACUCCUGAAUUAUUGCCAGAGAUUGUGCAGAAUAAAUAUGCAAGAAGACCUAUAUUAUACAUUUUGAAAGGAUUGAAUGGGAGGUAUUUUGCUCCAAACGUCAAAGGUGCUUUGUUGAAGUAUGAGGAUUUGGCGUAUCGAAAAACGUCCAAGAAGGAUAAAGAUAUCAAAAGAUUAGAACUCUUUGAUAAAUCUAUUGAACCAAUUUAUAAGGCGCUUCAACCGUCUCUAAAAGAUGAUGCCAACUUCAACGAGUUUUUGUCAAAUAACAUGGCUGCUCAAUUCCUUACUGAACUUUUGUUAGCUCCAACAACAAACGAUACAGUAAACAGCACGUAUAGGCCACAGAUAUUACAAGCUAUAUUUGACAAAAUAAUCAUGGGAGACGUUUUAGAGGAUUAUCAUUUGCUCAAUAAGACACCAUUCGUUUCAAGAUUAAUAAAAGCAUUAGUCCAGGGAAACCUUUACAAGUUUGACAAUGAUUCUAAGAAAUUGAUUAAGAUAGAAUCGGGUGUAGAAACUAUACCAGGUGUUGGAGUAGAGUUUGCAGAAAAGAUUGCAGAUGCAAUUGUAGAUAAUGUCAAGAUUACCGACUGGAUUAGAGGACAACCUGCAUUCGUUUUGGUGUCUGUUCUUGAAGUUUUACAAUUAUCAAAAUCAAAUACUGCAAAUAAGUUGAAAAAGGCAUUAAUACAACAAAGGAAACAAUUGCCUGCUGAUGAUAAAGGUUCUAAACUCUUGUUAGAAUUUGUUUAG
This is a messenger RNA of Lodderomyces oxycetoniae, 2079 nucleotides long. RefSeq lists its product as uncharacterized. The transcript has a single exon. Gene Ontology annotation, molecular function: mRNA binding. Gene Ontology annotation, cellular component: nucleolus. Lineage: Eukaryota; Fungi; Ascomycota; Pichiomycetes; Serinales; Debaryomycetaceae. The record is from RefSeq and is a predicted model, not a curated record. Bases 1 to 2079 code for a protein of 692 amino acids. Gene Ontology annotation, biological process: regulation of translation.